This is a messenger RNA of Acanthochromis polyacanthus (spiny chromis), 1487 nucleotides long. It is a transcript of the gene tomm22, whose product is annotated as translocase of outer mitochondrial membrane 22 homolog (yeast). NCBI's taxonomy places the organism in Eukaryota, Metazoa, Chordata, Actinopteri, Pomacentridae. Gene Ontology annotation, biological process: intracellular protein transport. The record is from RefSeq and is a predicted model, not a curated record. Gene Ontology annotation, cellular component: mitochondrial outer membrane.
AUUAGUUUUAAUAAAAGCUGGUGGGGAACCAGCACCAAACACUCUAGACUGACCGUCGGUUUUACCUUGUUUCCUUCCGACCUGUUCUCCGUCCACCCCGCUACUGUAACCCGGCAGAGAGGAGCGUGCGAGCAGAGGACAUGGCCGCUAUCGAGGAGCUUUCCCCCGCUGCGGGCCCAGUGUCCACCCGGCAACCGGAGGACGAGAUAGACGACGACGAAGAUGAAGAUCUGGAUGAGACGCUGCUGGAGAGGCUGUGGGGCCUGACGGAGAUGUUUCCUGACACGGUGCGUACAGCUGCUGAGGUUUCUGCACAGUGCUCUGUGUCACUGGUCAAGAAGUUUUACAGUUUCUCCCGCUCUGCGCUCUGGGUGGGCACUACCUCCUUCAUGAUCCUAGUGCUGCCUGUUGUGUUUGAGACAGAAAGACUACAGCUGGAGCAGCAGCAGCUACAGCAGCAGAGACAGAUCCUGUUGGGACCCAACACUGGAAUAUCUGGUGGGAUGCCGAGCAUGAUGCCUCCUGCACCUGGCAAGAUGUAAGAGACAAGACGGGCCGACAUGAGCCUGAGAUCUGCUGCUAAUGAUACAGCAGGGUCACUCUCAAGGAGAGACGGAGAGACCGUGGAGAAGAGAAGAGAACUGCAUUGUUUAAAAAAAAAAAAGGCAAAAGCUUGUACGACAGCAUUGCGGUAUCAUAUCGAAGGAGGAAGAAAAUGUGAUGCGUGCCUAAAACUUCUCUCUCACUGUCUCUCCUUACUUCCAAUGUCAUGCAGAGACUGAUUUCCAGAAGCACUGCUUCUGUUUUCAUGUUCUUUUUUUUUAAAUAAAUACGUAUAUCAGCAUAAAUAAUAUUUUCUGUAGUGUAUAGCUGGCACAGUUGGAACAGAAAAGUGUGAAGGUUAUCAGUCGGUGUUUCCAUCUUAUGUUGGGUCCAGUCGUGUGAAGGAUGAUGUUUGUAGAGUAAGUGACAGAAAGAUCUGAUCAAUACUGACAACUGUAGUCAGUAUUAACUGAUAACAACGGUACCGAAGGUGUCUACUUCAGGUUCUCCAAACUAAGGGAUGCUCUUUUUUUAAUGUGUGUCUGCCUCAACUUUUGUCACAAUCCCAUCAGUGAAACGUCGGUCAAGUCAAACUCACCACAGUUAUACUUUUUAUGACGUUUGUCUGGUUGAAACAGUGAAUCACAUUAUGCAACACCAGAGCAUCACGCUGCAGCAAAGAUUGUUCUCUUUCUUUGACAGCAUGAGACAUGAAACAUUAUGUUGUUGAGUGGUAACGUGUCAUGUUUGUGAACAAAAGCAGUUGUGGUGGUUGAUAAAGUUUUGAUGCCAAUGUUACCCUCACAUGUCCAGUCUUAAGAGAAUGUUUUCCAUGUUGUCAUUCAUGUGGUAAUUUACAAUCUGUUCCUCUCACUAAGCAAACCUCUGUCUCCAUUUUGGGUUCAUCUUGACUGCAAACAUUAAAACACCAAAUCAAACCAGAA